AUGACAUCAAACUCCUUCCCAACAAUUCCCCCCUCAGAAGUAGGCGUCUUCGCCCCAGGCGGACCAACAAAGACCUUCAACCCCGCAACCCAAGACCCCGCAACAAACAACUACCGCCUAAACCACUUCGCUCUCCGCAUCACCGACCCCGCCCGUUCCCUCCACUUCUACGUCGACCUGCUCGGCAUGCGCGUUGUCUUCAGCAUGAACGCAGGCCCAUUCACAAUCUACUACCUCGGCCACCCGCCACCGGACACAGAGCUAGCAGACGAAGGGGUGGGGAAGUGGGCGGAGAACACAUCCCAGAUGCCGGUGCUGACAAGGACGAAAGGGUUGCUGGAACUUUUCCAUGUUCAUGGGACGGAGAAUGAUGAGGGGAUCUCGAAUGGAAAUAUUCCGCCUAAUUUGGGGUUUGCGCAUCUGGGGUCCACGGUGCCGGAUGUUGGGGCUGCGGUGGAGAGGCUGAGGGCUGAUGGGGUGGCGGUUUUGAAGGAGCCUGGGGUUUGUACGAGGGAGUCUGUGCCUUUGAGUGAGUGGGAGGCUGAAAGGGGGAUUGGGAGAGGGGAGAUUCAUGAGAAUUAUGCUGGGGUUUUUGAGAAUUUUGGCAUGGUUGCUGAUCCGGACGGAUAUAUGGUGGAAUUGACUCCACAGGAUAUUUAG
Molecule: messenger RNA, 660 nt
Organism: Penicillium verhagenii
Lineage: Eukaryota; Fungi; Ascomycota; Eurotiomycetes; Eurotiales; Aspergillaceae
Product: putative lactoylglutathione lyase (Glo1)
Exons: 2
Coding region: 1-660 (219 amino acids)
Source: RefSeq, a predicted model, not a curated record